Molecule: messenger RNA, 852 nt
Organism: Lycium ferocissimum
Lineage: Eukaryota; Viridiplantae; Streptophyta; Magnoliopsida; Solanales; Solanaceae
Product: receptor-like protein 2
Exons: 3
Coding region: 1-852 (283 amino acids)
Molecular function (GO): protein binding
Source: RefSeq, a predicted model, not a curated record
AUGUUAUCAAAAAGCAUCGUACAUGUAAAUCUCUCAAGCAAUCAGUUUUCAGGGGCAAUUGACUCUUUGAUUUUCAAAAGUGCAGGAUUUUUGUUCGUGUUGGAUAUCAGCAACAAUGCCUUUUUUGGAUCCUUGCCACAUGUAAAUCGUAGUAUUUCUUCCACCAUAAUGUACCUUGAUUUCUCCAAUAAUAAUUUCACUGGCAAAAUUCCAAGUCUUGGACUUUUGCAAGAAGUAGUUUUACCAGCCAAUAAACUUUCAGGGCAAAUUGGAGAGGGGAUUGUUGGUCUUAUCAAUCUAAGAGUUGUUGCACUCUAUGGCAAUGAGUUUACUGCAACUAUUCCUUAUAAUAUUGGCAAGCUUUAUUACUUAGAAAAAUUGCUCCUUCACAGCAAUUACUUAAAUGGAUCUCUGCCACAAUCACUUAUGAAUUGCUCUAAACUUGAGGAACUAAACUUAAGGAUUAACUUCCUACAAGGUGAGUUGUCCAUACUUGAUUUCUCUAAAUUGCUUCAUCUCAAAACAUUUGAUCUAGGGAACAACUUCUUUAGUGGUAUCCUGCCAUCAAGCCUUUACUCAUGCAAGUCACUAUCAGAGAUUUGCCUACCAGUAAACAAACUCGAGGAGGAAAUUUCACGCUGCAACAAUCUGCGGACGUUGAUUCUGUCAUUGAAUUAUUACAAUGAAUCUUUUCUUGGUGAUGAUGAAAACUUAAUUGGUCCAGAGGGAUUCCAAAAUCUGCAAAUCUUGGGCCUAGGUGGUUGUAAACUUAACGGUCACGUUCCCUGGUGGUUGUCCAGGCUAAGUAAGCUAAAAGUUCUUGAUCUUUCUCAGAAUCAAGUACAGGCAUGA